GUUAAGGUUAACAAAAUUCUUAAAAAACAAGGGAAGCCCAUACUACUUUUUAUUUUCUUUUUCCCUUUCUUUUUUCGUCACAUUGAGGUGUUUGAGAUGUAAGUUUUGAGGGGUUUUGACAAAAGUUCCUGUUUUUAGGGAUUUUUUUUUGGAUUUUGGGUGGGAAAAAGGGCAAUUUUUUUUUGGUGAUGAAGGUUCUCCCAUGGCAGCCCUGUGAUUCAAAUUCCUCAAUCCGCAGAAAAUAUCUCUAAAUGGGUUUUCUGAACAUGGAAGUGAAUCAUUUUCUGAAAGUAUGGAAAGACCUAUGGUUGUAGAAGCAGAUAGUGGAAGUUGAAUCAUCAUUUGUAGGCUAUUUGUUGCCCCUAGCAAACUGAACAAAAAGUGGUAGUGAAAGGAAAGAAGAGAGAGUAAGAGUGAGAGUGAAAGAGAGAAAAAUGGAGUGCAAUAAAGAUGAGGCCAGCAGGGCAAAAGAAAUUGCAGAAAAGAAGUUUACAGCAAAGGACUUUUCUGGUGCGAAGAAAUUUUCUUUGAAGGCCCAAAAUUUGUAUCCCGGGCUUGAGGGUCUUCCCCAGAUGUUGGCGACUUUGGAUGUUUAUAUCUCUGCGGAGAACAAAAUAUGUGGAGAAGCUGACUGGUAUGGGAUCCUUGGUGUGAAUCCCUUGGCUGAUGAUGAAACAGUUAAGAAACAGUACAGAAAGUUAGCACUAAUGCUUCACCCUGACAAGAACAAAUCGGUAGGAGCAGAUGGGGCAUUUAAGCUUAUUUCAGAGGCCUGGAGUUUGUUGUCUGAUAAGACCAAGAGAAUAGCGUAUGACCAGAAAUGCAAUGUUAAAGGAAUCCAGCAGAAGGUUCCACCUACAAGUGGAGGAACAUCAGCACCACCUGGUGCGAAUGGUUAUUAUAAUUUUACCAACCCUACCACCUCAAAGGCUAAAACUCAGAAAAGUUCUGCUCGAGGCCCAACGUCGGCGCCUGCUUCAUCACGUACGUCAAAACCAAAUACAUUUUGGACUGCAUGCAAUCGCUGCAAAAUGCAAUAUGAGUAUCUCAGGAUCUAUCUCAAUCACAAUCUUCUUUGCCCCAAUUGUCAUGAGCCCUUUUAUGCAGUAGAGACAGCUCCCCCACCUUCAAAUGGUUCUAGUGCUCCCACAUCAUGGAAUUUCUCUCAGCAGCGUCAGAAUUCAAACCAUCAUACAGACAACAAGAAUGCAUAUGCUUCUGGGAAAAAUACUGCUGCUUCUCCCAACAUGGGACCAGGGGGGGUUUCAGGGCUCCAUUCAUUCAAUCACACAAACUUCCAGUGGGGUCCAUUCUCUAGAACAACCGGUGUUGGUAGUGCAACUGCCUCAGCUUCUGCUGCUGCUCAAGCUGCAAGUGUAGUUCAGCAGACCUAUGAGAAAGUGAGAAGAGAGCGUGAGGAGUCUCAGGCAGCUGCUAGAAGAGAGGAGGCGCUUCGGAAGAAGAACCAUGUCUCUAAGAAGAUCGGUAGUGGUGUAUCUACUGGAUUUUCUAAUUCUGGUUCUAGCCCCGUUCUCAAAGGAGAGAGACCUGUGAAAAAAAGAAGAGGCAUGGAUGGUGAAGGGGGAAACACUUAUGGAUGUGAGGGGGCAUCUCAAACUGCCACAGGAACUGGAGGAGCUGGGUUAGGAAGUGGGGUUGGAGUUAAACAAGGUAUUUCUGAAAUGGAAAGGGUUACUGGUUUAUCUGGUACUGGCAAGCCUAAUGGUUUAAGGGAUUUGUCACAACAAGAACUCCGAACUAUGUUGAUGGAGAAGGCACGGGCAGAAAUCCGCAAGAAGUUAAAUGAAUGGAGUUCAACUGCUGUAGCCAAAGCUGCUGACAAGAAGAAAGAGAAAGAAAAGGAGAAGGAAAAAGAUGCUGUAAAUGGUGGGACACCUGAUCAAAAUGAGGCAGGUGGUGAAUCUGUGGAUACCAAGAAGAAAAUCCAUUCUGACAAGAUUUCAUCUGGAACUUCUGGUGCUGAUUUGGAUACUGAAGCUGUUGAACCCAUGUCUAUCAAUGUUCCAGAUCCAGAUUUUCAUGAUUUUGACAAGGACCGAUCGGAAAGAUCAUUUGGAGAUAACCAAGUCUGGGCUGCGUAUGAUGAUGAUGAUGGGAUGCCUCGUUAUUAUGCCAUGAUUCAUAAUGUGAUGUCAUUGAACCCAUUCAAGAUGCGUAUCAGUUGGCUGAAUUCCAAGAGUAAUAGUGAGCUGGGUCAACUAAACUGGGUCGGUUCUGGCUUUGCUAAAACUUGUGGGGAUUUCAGGAUAGGCAAACAUGAAGUCAAUGAGUCACUCAAUUCCUUCUCACACAGAGUGAGGUGGACAAAAGGCGCACGUGGAGCCAUCCGAAUAUUUCCCAAGAAGGGUGAUGUUUGGGCCCUCUAUAGGAAUUGGUCUCCUGACUGGGAUGAGCUUACCCCUGAUGAAGUAAUACACAAGUAUGACAUGGUCGAGGUGCUGGAUGAUUAUAACGAGGAGCAAGGUGUAACUAUAACUCCUCUAGUCAAGGUCGCUGGAUUCAAGACAGUUUUCCACAGACAUUUGGAUACAAGGGAAGUCAAGAGGUUCCCAAGAGAGGAGAUGUUUCGGUUCUCACAUCAGGUCCCUUCUUACAUGCUUACAGGUCAAGAAGGUCCAAAUGCUCCUAAGGGUUGCAGGGAGCUGGACCCAGCAGCUACUCCAUUAGAUCUUCUUCAGGUGAUAACAGAUGUCAAGGAAGAAGAGAUUGUGGAGAUUGCUGAAAAAGCUGAGGAAGAAGAGAUGGUUGCUGAAAUAGCUGAGGGAGAACAUAUGGUGGAGAAUCCUGAAAAAGCUGAGGAAGAGAUUGUCAAGAAUGUCAAGGAAGCUGAGACAGAAAAGAUUGUGGGGAAUAUCAGAGAAAGCACAGAAGAAAGGAUGGUGGAGAAGGCUAAACAACAGCUAUCUUGUUGAGUUUUGGAAUAUGUGGGCCUGACCAAAGUAGUGGAAACUAACCUUUUGAUGUAAAAUUAUAUCAAAUCAAUCCAGCAUUUUGUGGGUUUCUGUGGUGGUUUGCUGUUGGGAUUGGACAAUUUCAUCUGGAGUCACAUGUAAACGAUGUGGAGCUUCUUUCAAGGAUCUGCUAGUGGAUUCUGAAUUUUCUUCCUUACAAGAGGUGGUUUUGACCCCAAAAGAGCAAGUUGUCUAGCAGUUGCAGCCGUUCAAACACAGCCCCACCUAAGCUGCCAAAUUUUUUCAUCUACUUUACCAUGGUUUAAUUGCUCUAUUUCUUGUUCUUAUAGUAGAAUAGGAGGUAAAUGCAACUUUUUCUCGUCUGAAGUCUGAUAUUUUUGUUGGUUCUGAUUAAAGAUCCAAAAGAAAUAGUGUAGAAUAUAAGCUGAUUUCAAUUUAUUGCUCAAUUCACUCUUCUUGAUUGGUCUUACUGUUAAAAAACUUGAGGACUCAUGUUGUACAGAAUGGUAAUUUGCAUGACAAGUUUAGAAUUAAUUUUGGUUUGGUUCA
This is a messenger RNA of Macadamia integrifolia, 3482 nucleotides long. RefSeq lists its product as uncharacterized. The coding region runs from base 435 to 2933 and encodes 832 amino acids. The record is from RefSeq and is a predicted model, not a curated record. NCBI's taxonomy places the organism in Eukaryota, Viridiplantae, Streptophyta, Magnoliopsida, Proteales, Proteaceae. The transcript has 3 exons.